Molecule: messenger RNA, 1008 nt
Organism: Macrosteles quadrilineatus (aster leafhopper)
Lineage: Eukaryota; Metazoa; Arthropoda; Insecta; Hemiptera; Cicadellidae
Exons: 1
Coding region: 1-1008 (335 amino acids)
Biological process (GO): DNA integration
Molecular function (GO): nucleic acid binding
Source: RefSeq, a predicted model, not a curated record
AUGUUGAAGUCAUACAAACAGAGGAAAGAUGAAUUGAGUGUUGAAGAUGACAUAUUAUUGUGGUUUGGAAGAAUUGUAGUUCCAGAAUGCAUGAGAACUGAUGUUCUGAAGAUAUUGCACACAGGACAUCCUGGUAUUGUAUCAAUGAGGUCUGUAGCACGGCACUAUGUAUGGUGGCCCAACAUGGAUAAAGAUAUCGAAGUUUAUAUCAAAAGGUGCACAUCUUGUCAAGAGAAUCGAGAUAAUGUGGAAGAAGUACCAUUAUAUCCUUGGAAUGUACCUGAUAGAGUUUGGGAAAGGGUACACAUUGAUCUGGCAGGGCCAGUCAACGGAUCUAUGUGGUUGGUAGGUAUUGAUGCUUUGUCAAAGUGGGCAGAAGUGGACUGUCUCAAGACAACAAACUCUUCAACAAUCAUUCAACGAUUGAGAUCUUGGUUUAGUCGAUAUGGAAUACCAAGUGAAAUUGUGACAGACAAUGGACCUCAAUUUGUAUCAAAGGAAAUGGAAACAUUUUUUGAGAAAAAUUCUAUCAACCACAUAAAAACAACUCCCUACCAUCCUAAAAGUAAUGGACUUGUGGAAAGACUAAUUCGGACUUUGAAAAGACGGUUCUACACAACAAAGCAGGAUGUUGGAGAUGGAAUGCUAGCUCUUCAAAAUGUUCUUUUUAGCUACAGAAACUCGCCUCAGAAAACAACUGGUAGGGCUCCUGCAGAAUUGUUUCUCGGUCGUAGACUACCAACAAUUUUUGACAAUAUGAAACCUAAUCUUAGGAAAAAGAUGGAGAUGAAGCUUUGGAAAGAACAAGGGAGGGACAACAAAAAAGUUCGAAUUUUUGAAGAGGGAGAAGAUGUGUGGAUUAAGAAUGAACAUGGAAAUGGUUGGUCAGCUGGAAUGGUGAAAAAUAAAAAUGGACUGUACUCAUAUGAUGUACUUUGUGGAGGUAUUAUAAAAAGGAAACAUGCGGACCAGAUGAGACAAAGAAUGGGAGCUUUUGAAUCCGUGUAA